GCAGAACAAAUUCUCUUCUUCCAAGCUUUGACCUACAUGUAGGUUACGCUAAGGUGCUGGAAAAUGGACAGCAGUUUGUUAUUUUUCGUUUUGGCUUUUGUCGGAUUAGCUCAGCUUGCUGAAGGUGACCGAGUGCGAUGCUUGGAGUGCAAUAGAGUGACCAAACCACAAGACUGCACAAAAGAUGUGAUAUGCGACGAGAGCGAGAUCUGUGUUUCUGAACAAUACAUCACAGAUCUCGGGCACACUCUGUACGACAUCGGCUGUAGGCUGACUUCUUCGUGUGCUGCAACUGGCUAUAAGGGACGACAACACCAGUCUAACCAGAUGCUGAUUGGUCGGAAGCGGCAGAACAUCGCUGCUCACCUGUGUAUAGAGUGUUGUGAUACAGACCUGUGCAACAAAAACCUGUGUGGGGGAACAGAUAACGGGAGACUGGAAUGCGUCCACUGCUCGGGUCUGCAGAACAUGACCUACUGUACACAGCUGGAAAUCUGUGAAUCAAACGAGGUGUGUUACAUCGAGAAGAAGAUCACAGACACCUACGGGCAGCAGUAUACGGCAGGCUGCGUUAAGAGGACGCAAUGUGAAGCAAAACAAGUCUCUAAGCGACAGUAUGACAACGUGGUGGACCUUUGCUUCAACUGCUGCAAUACGUCGGUCUGCAACAUCGAAUGUCAUAGAGCUGCAACACCAGCAGUAACAACAACGUUAACGACAACUGCUACUUCUACCCAAACUACAGCAACUACGCCAACUACAACAGCGCCUACUACAACCACUCCCACAACGUCUAAGUCAACCCAUACGCCAAGGCCUACGUCCAAGGUUACCCAUACGCCAAGGUCUACGUCCAAGGCUACCCAUACGCCAAGGCCUACGUCCAAGGUUACCCAUACGCCAAGGCCUACGUCAAAGGCUACCCAUACGCCAAGGCCUACGUCCAAGGUUACCCAUACUCCUAGGCCUACGUCAAAGGCUACUCAUACGCCAAGGCCUACGUCUACGUCUACUGCUAAGACGUCGCCUAUGCCGUCAACCAUCUGCCCAACGUUCCCGCCACUAGCAACAAUACAACCUCCCAAGAUCCUGAACAACGUCCUUGCGUCACUUGGAUGCAGUGGAAAGAAUGAUGUCGUGCUGCUGGUGGACAACUCGCACUCCGUCCAGGACGAGGACGCGCACCACUUCGAAAUGUUUGCCAGAGUGUUGUCAGCCACCUUAGAUAUUAGCCCGGAUAAGACCCGGCUGGGCUACACGUAUUUUGGUCAAAAUAUCUCGGACCUUAUCCAUUUGAAAUUUGGUGGUAACCGGGACAAUUUCUACAAUCGUCUUGCUCACGCAGAAGCGAGAUAUGGUACUUCAGGUGGGAAAGCAUCUCUUGGGGAAGGACUUCGACACAUCGACAGAGUCGUGUUUUCGCCAAGAAACGAAAGGCAAGGCGCAAAGAAGUACCUUGUGAUACUGACGAAAGAUGACUUACAUGACAUGCAGACUGCAUUGUCAGAAGCUACUGCACUGAAGAACAGAGGAGUGGAGAUAGUCCUCAUUGGAAUUGGGGAUUUUAUAGGUUUGACUGGAGACCUGGAAAAGAUAGUGACGAGUCCACACAAGACUCACAUGAUCAUUGACGAUUCCGUUGACGACCUUCAAUAUUCCCUGGAGGAUAUCUUCGUGAGUCGUUGCCGAGGUCAUACACCAACCGUGGCUCCAGAUCCAUGUGGCGGGCCCAAGCUUCUCAACUACCUUGGUUGUGGAGCCAAAGAGGACAUCGUACUGAUCCUAGACCAUUCUGGCAGCAUCACUGAAACUGACUGGAAGAAGAUGGUGGAGUUUACUCACAAGUUGGUGGACAACUUCAACGUAGCCCACGACGCAUCAGACAUCGGCGUGAUGACCUUCAACGACAAACUAACGGAGAUCGUCCCCCUUCACGCUUACAGCGACAAAGCCAGUCUGUUGCAUGCUAUGGAUACAGGGUUAAAUAGGGUCCUGGUACAUGGAGACACUUUUACCAAUCUGGCUUUAAACCAAACUCUCCAUUGGUUUCAUAGGGACAAGAGACAUGACGCUAUAAAGGUUGCAAUCAUUUUCACUGAUGGCGGUUCUCACAAGAAGUUUGAAACGUUCUCCACUGCCCUGGAUCUCCAUCAUAACAACGUCACCGUGUUUGUUGUGGGUAUCGGCGGGGAGGUUGACCUUUACGAGCAGAUGAUACUGGCCUCUGACCCGGAUGCAGAACAUAUGCUGAACGUCGGGGAUUACCAUAACCUGAUUAAGUACCUGGACUAUCUGCUGGCUGUCAGAUGUAGAGCUACAACACCAGCUACAACUACGCCAACGACAACUGCGCCUACUACAACCACUCCCACAACGUCAAAAGCUACCCAUACGCCAAGGCCUACGUCCAAGUCUACCCAUACGCCAAGGCCUACGUCCAAGUCUACCCAUACUCCUAGGCCUACGUCAAAGGCUACCCAUACUCCAAGGCCUACGUCUACGUCUACUGCUAAGACGUCGCCUAUGCCGUCAACCAUCUGCCCAACGUUCCCGCCACUAACAACAAAACAACCUCCCAAGAUCCUGAACAACGUCCUCGUUUCCCUUGGAUGCAGUGGAAAGAAUGAUGUCGUGCUGCUGGUGGACAACUCGCACUCCGUCCAGGACGAGGACGCGCACCACUUCGAAAUGUUUGCCAGAGUGUUGUCAGCCACCUUAGAUAUUAGCCCGGAUAAGACCCGGAUGGGCUACACGUAUUUUGGUCAAAAUAUCUCGGACCUUAUCAAUUUGAACCUUGGUGGUAACCAGAAAUAUCUCUACUAUCGUCUUGCUUACGCAGAAGCGAGAUAUGGUACUUCAGGUGGGAAAGCAUAUCUGGGGGCAGGACUUCGACACAUCGACAGAGUCGCGUUUUCGCCAAGAAACGAAAGGCAAGGCGCAAAGAAGUACCUUGUGAUACUGACGAAAGAUGACUUACAUGACAUGCAGACUGCAUUGUCAGAAGCUACUGCAUUGAAGAACAGAGGAGUGGAGAUAAUCUUCAUUGGAAUUGGGGAUUUUAAAGGUUUGACUGGAGACCUGGAAAAGAUAGUGACGAGUCCACACAAAUCUCACAUGAUAAUUGACGAUUCCGUUGACGACCUUCAAUAUUCCCUGGAGGAUAUCUUCGUGAGUCGUUGCCGAGGUCUUACACCAACCGUGGCUCCAGAUCCAUGUGGCGGGCCCAAGCUUCUCAACUACCUUGGUUGUGGAGCCAAAGAGGACAUCGUACUGAUCCUAGACCAUUCCAGCAGUAUCAGUGUUUCUGACUGGAAGAAGAUGGUGGAGUUUACUCACAAGUUGGUGGACAACUUCAACGUGUCCCACGACGCAUCAGACAUCGGCGUGAUGACCUUCAACGACCAGCUAACGGAUAUCGUCCACCUCCACGCCUUCAGGAACAAAGCCAGUCUAUUGCAUACUAUAGAUACAAGGUUAAAUAUGGUUCACGUAACUGGAAACACUUUCACCCAUCUGGCUUUGAACCAAACUCUCCACUGGUUUCGUGGCGACCGGAGACAUGACGCUGUAAAGGUUGCAAUCAUCUUCACUGAUGGCGGUUCUAACAGGAAGUUUGAAACGUUCUCCACUGCCCUGGAUCUCCAUCAUAACAACGUCACCGUGUUUGUUGUGGGCAUCGGCGGGGAGAUUGACCUUUACGAGCAGAUGAUACUGGCCUCUGACCCGGAUGCAGAACAUAUGCUGAACGUGGGGGGUUACCAUAACCUGAUUACCUACCUCGACUAUCUGCUGGCUGUCAGAUGUAGAGAUAUGGCCAUGUCUUCAACAACUGUCAGUCCAUCCACAACUAUCAAACGACACUGACGAAUUAUCAAGAUAGCUUUGAAGAUCAGUGACCUACUGUGAAAUGGCAUGACUUGAAUAAAAACAUUCCUUGGAA
Molecule: messenger RNA, 3940 nt
Organism: Haliotis rubra (blacklip abalone)
Lineage: Eukaryota; Metazoa; Mollusca; Gastropoda; Lepetellida; Haliotidae
Exons: 19
Coding region: 64-3864 (1266 amino acids)
Source: RefSeq, a predicted model, not a curated record